Molecule: messenger RNA, 2745 nt
Organism: Drosophila innubila
Lineage: Eukaryota; Metazoa; Arthropoda; Insecta; Diptera; Drosophilidae
Product: kelch-like protein 26
Exons: 4
Coding region: 608-2461 (617 amino acids)
Molecular function (GO): protein binding
Source: RefSeq, a predicted model, not a curated record
CACUUUCUUUCGACAUGAAGAUAUUGUAACACAAACACACACAGACACACACACAAAAUAGUUACAACAAACUUUUUUAUACGAAACUCAAGAAAACACAAACUUUGCUGGCAGGAACGGUUUAAGAAACAAGGUGAUAAAAACGUGGAUAUAACAAAAGAAAAUAUCUGUACCCGUGGGUACACGAUAAAACCCAUUAAUUGAAAAAAAUAUCCAAGCUGCAAAAAUAUAUAAGUAUAAAAUUGAAUAUGUAUGUUUGUAUGCACACUCGCUUGGCACAUAUAUACUAAAGGCAGCAACAGCUGGUUUUAAUAUUGUAAACAUCAACUCUAGAAUCCCUCUCCCACCCCGCCACACCUUGUCUUUCCUUGCGUUCGUUCGCCUGAUAUCAACAAGUAAAAUUCAUUACUAAUAACUAUAUACAUAUAUACAUGUAUAUGUGAGUGUGUGUGUGUGUGUGUGUUUACAUAUGCAUUGGUAUUUAUGUGAAUUUGAUUAUCGGUUACUUGGAGCAUGCUGUCGUAGUCAGCGUCUGCGUCAACGUCGUCACAUUGAGUAAGGGUAAGGUCUGUGACAGUCUCACGUUUGGCGAUAAGAGGCCGACGCAAUGUCCACGACAAUCGCAGCCCCAACAACAGCAACAACAUCGGCAGCGGGAGCGGGAGAAACAGUUGCUGGAGGUGAGAAGAAUCUAUUGUUUGGUCUCAAUAAGCUGCGCUCCCAAGGCAAGCUGACAGAUGUGACGCUGAUUGUGGAAGAUCAUCGUUUCAAGGCCCAUCGUGUUGUCCUGGCUGCAAGUAGCGACUAUUUUUGCGCCAUGUUUGCCGAUUGUGCCAUGAUUGAGUCGCGCAAGGAGGAGAUCACAUUAUAUGGCGUCACAGCGCGGGCAAUGGGACGGAUUAUACUUUAUAUAUACACAUCGCUGCUCGACUUGAAUGUGGACAAUGUGGAGGAGACGCUCGCAGCGGCCACUCAUGUCCAGGUCAAGGAGGUCAUCGAGCGCUGUACCGUCUUUCUGGAGCAAAAGAUUAGCAUGGACAACUGUCUGGCCAUAGCGAGCAUGGCUGAGAUUUAUGGUCAACUGGCGUUGGCCGAACGCGCCUAUCGUUAUAUCUGUGCGCACUUUAAGGAGUUUGCGGACAGCGGAGAUUUCAAGGAUGUGAAGCUGGAGCAGCUGCACUUUAUACUGUCCAGCAAUUAUCCGAUUGAUGUCAGUGAACUGGAGCUGGUGCGUCUGCUCUGCAGCUAUGGACUCGACCAGCAGCUGGACGAGAGCGCAUUGCGGGAGCUCUUGCGUCUGAUUAAAUGGCAAUAUAUUGGAUACGAUGAGCUCAAGUCACUGCGGCAACUACUCAACUACUCGCUGGUCGAGGAGUAUCUGGCCAAGUUGCAGGACAGCGGCCACGGCCAGGAGUCCAACUCUGAGACGCUCGAGCUGUGCCUGCAGCGACAGGGACAGGUACAGAUACAGGGACAGGAACUGGAACAGGGACCCACAAAUAUGCGCGGCAUGGAACUGAGUCUGCUCAAAAUUGGCGGCUUCGAGUGGAAGGGUCUAACCAAUGAGAUUAUGUGCUUCUCGCCAACUAAAAUGAAGUGGUAUGAAUUGACUUCCAUACCGCACAUUGAUCAGUGCAAUUUUGGCACCGCCGUUCUCAAUAACGAACUCUUCAUUGUGGGCGGCGCAUACGAUGUCUGCCUCAAGGAGUAUAUCCAUCCAUUUGGCUUUCGAUACUGCCCGCUGCGCGACUCCUGGGUAACCAUUGCACCUAUUCAGUUGGAUCGCUGUCGCUUCUCUCUCAAUGCUGUGGGCAAACAGCAUCUAUAUGCCGUCGGCGGCAUUGUCGAGCACGACGAUAACUCCGAGGAGGCACUGCGUCGCAUGUCCAAUGUGGAGCGUUACGAUAUUGUCAGCAACACAUGGACCUAUAUGCCCAGCCUGCAGGAGAAUCGAAGUCAGCAUGCUGGCGUCGUUGUUGGCGACAAGCUCUACAUAUCAGGUGGCAUCCAUUUGGCCAACAUAUUGUCCAGCAUGUGGUGCUUCGAUACCAAGAGCGAACGUUGGCUGGAACUGGCGCCGAUGCCAACGCCAUGCUGUGACCAUGUUUUGGUUGCCAUCGACAAUCGAAUCUAUGCCUGCGGCGGCUGGCAUGAAACGCUUAGAGAAUCCCGUGUCCUGGUGGAGCACAUCUUUGCGUAUGACAUCAAGAGCAAUACGUGGAGCGUCGAAACGAAAAUACCAGCACCAAAAUUCUAUUCAGGCGUCACGUCAAUGCGUCGUACUAUCUUUUUUGUGGGUGGACUGGAUUCCACCGAGUCCAUUGAUCGUGCCAGUUCGGAAACAAUGGCCUAUGAUCUGGACACUGGCGAUUGGUGGCAUCGAAAGGACUCGUGGGAUACGCCCAACGAUGUCUGGGAAUCCACAUGUGCCGCCAUCUAUGUGCCCAGCUUUGACUCAUAGACGACCAUACCACACAAUGGGCUUCCAUCUCAUCCAAAACGAAUUUAAACAACAUUUUGAUAUGAUCAAAUAUUAAUCAUAGAAUGAGAGAAAAACACACGUCCCUCCCAUCCAAUGCUUGUGAUUAACCUUAAUGUGCUGUCCCAUGUUAUUACUGUACAGUGAAUAAAUGUGCCAAGCAGGGCCGACAAGAACUUUGUUAAUAGCAGGUCAACGUUCGAAUAUGUAACUACUUGUAGAAAGAAAACAACGAUUUAAAUAAAUAUUUUGUUAGCAAACGAUUU